Cannabis sativa is the source of this 2557-nucleotide messenger RNA. RefSeq names its product transcription termination factor MTERF9, chloroplastic. The record is from RefSeq and is a predicted model, not a curated record. Gene Ontology annotation, biological process: regulation of DNA-templated transcription. The coding region runs from base 107 to 1675 and encodes 522 amino acids. The transcript has 5 exons. NCBI's taxonomy places the organism in Eukaryota, Viridiplantae, Streptophyta, Magnoliopsida, Rosales, Cannabaceae. Gene Ontology annotation, molecular function: double-stranded DNA binding.
AAAAAAGUGAAAAAUAUUCUGAAGAUAAAACCAUGGGGAUAGGGUUUUUGAGUAUAUUCUUCUGUGAUUUUUCUCUAUCGUAAUCCUUUCUCUCUCUCUCUAAAAAAUGAUAGUCUUCUCUCCGUAUCCAAGUCCAACCAGCUCAGUCCUUCACUCUUCUUCCAAUAUCUUUCAUACCCACAUCGCUUUAAGCUCUAUCUUAAACCCCAUUGGAGAUGGAAGCUUAAUCUUCAAGCGACGGACCAGGGCGUAUCGGUUCCUGGUGCUCUUCUCAGCCCAUUCCAACCCCAAAAUUGUUAAGUCCAACCGUAGGUCUCGGUACGGUCAGGCUCUGUCUCCGUAUGACAAUGAUGAAGAAGAUGAAGAACAGUGUGGUGUCGACAGUGAAGAUGAAGAUGAAGAUUGGUCGACUGAAGAUGAAUUUGCUGAGGUUUCAGAUAUUGAUGCUAAAAGAAAAAGGUCCAAAUUGCAAGGAAGAUUUGGUGGAAGCAGUCGAAAACAACCUCAGAAAAGCCAGAGCAGAGUCUUAUCAAGUUUUCCGGUUGAUAAGGAAUUAGGUGGCAGAAUUGGCAAGCAAACUCUAGACAAAAAUAUUGCUGGAAGUUAUCACCAUACUUCAAACAGAAAAGAAUCAGUUAGUUCCGUAGACGUACGCAAAGAAAAGCUAAAUAUGAGGAAGAUUUUUAAGAAUAAAUAUCCUCGGCUAUUUGAAGAGAUAGACUUAGAUGAAAAAUGGUUACCCCUUAUAGAUUACUUGAGUACAUAUGGGCUUAAGGAAUCACACUUCAUUCAAAUGUAUGAGAGGCAUAUGCCUUCCCUUCAAAUAAAUAUAUGUUCUGCACAAGAAAGGUUGGAGUAUUUGAUUAGUGUUGGUGUUAAACAAAGGGAUGUAAAAAGAAUACUUAUGAGGCAGCCACAAAUUCUAGAGUACACAGUGGAGAACAAUUUGAAGUCCCAUGUCGCCUUCUUGACGAGUUUAGGCAUCCCAAAUUCCAGAAUUGGACAGAUAAUAGCUGCUGCUCCUUCCCUCUUUUCCUACAGUGUUGAAAAUUCACUGAAGCCCACAGUGAGAUACUUGGUUGAAGAAGUUGGCAUUAAAGAAAAGGAUUUAGGAAAAGUGGUGCAACUAAGCCCUCAAAUCCUGGUUCAGCGUAUUGACAUAUCCUGGAAUACUCGUUAUAUUUUCCUUUCAAAAGAAAUAGGAGCAUCCAGAGAUAGUAUGGUGAAGAUGGUCACAAAACAUCCUCAGCUCCUGCAUUACAGCAUUGAUGAUGGAUUAUUACCCAGAAUCAAUUUCCUCAGGAGUAUAGGAAUGAGGAAUGCUGACAUCUUGAAAGUUAUAACUAGCCUUACACAGGUACUAUCUUUGUCACUUGAGGAUAAUUUAAAGCCCAAGUAUUUGUACUUGAUCAAUGAGCUGAGUAAUGAAGUGCACUCAUUGACAAAAUAUCCUAUGUACUUAAGCUUGUCGUUAGACCAGAGAAUCCGGCCUCGGCAUAAGUUUUUGGUUUCCCUGAAGAAAGCUCCAAAGGGGCCAUUUCCUCUGAGUUCAUUGGUUCCAACUGAUGAGAACUUCUGUGAGCGGUGGGCUGGAACUAGCUUAGACAAAUAUCUAGCAUUUCGGCAGAGACUGCUACUCAAGAAGUUUGCAAACAAAUAUGAAAAGAAAUACUAAUAUCGUGAUCGGAAGCUUCAUAAGAUUUACUGACUGAGUUUGAAGAGCAGUGUUAAUUGCAUCAUAAAUUUAUUUGCCCUUUUAUUUAUACCAGGGUGAAACUGUAUUUGAGGUUUCAAAUUGACUGCUCAGACUAUGGUUUCUUAUUAUUAAGCUUCUGUUCAGAACAUCAUCAGGUUACUCAAGUUUAUGAUGAUUGCAUGACAUUAUUCCAGAGCUAUAACAUAAUGUAGAAGAUGCUCCAAACCUUCCUGAAAUGGCCCCUAAAAAAUAUUUGAAGCAGUUGAUUGUUGCAGAAGCUGUCCCCCGCCACCGGUGAUCAUUAACCAAGUUACUAAUACAGAAAUAAGGUGAACUUCUCUACUAUUAAAUCAUCUAUGGUUGGUGGAGUGAAUGAAAGUAAAGUCACAUAUUAACUUGCAACAGUAUUCACUUAGUCAUUGUGCAUAUCUCAGUCUGCCUUGGACUGGAGUGCUCUUCUUUGAUCAUCUCUCCUUUCCACUCUGCUAUUAUAAUUUGAUGUUUUUAUCAUUGGUAAUGCAGGUCUGGCCAAAUUACUGAAAAUCAUGGUGACAACUUAACAGAAAGCUGUAAUGACUGCAAAUUAUGUUGUCAUGUAUGCAUUAAAUAGUUUCUGAAGUAUUCAUUAUAAUGUUUCUUGAAAUUCAAUAUAAAUAUGUUAGGCAGUGGGAUAUAUUUUUAUAUGUAAAUUCUUUCCCUGCAGAGACAGUAAUAUAUCUUUGUUAUACCUGUUCACCCUCGAAAUACCCAUAAGAGUUACAUAUCAGCUUUAUAAUUUUAUUCGUCUCUUCUCAAUUUAUUGUAAUGAACACUUUAAACAGAAUAAUGCAAUAUGUUCUAUAUCAGGUAUUUUUGUUAGCU